Molecule: messenger RNA, 1660 nt
Organism: Ornithorhynchus anatinus (platypus)
Lineage: Eukaryota; Metazoa; Chordata; Mammalia; Monotremata; Ornithorhynchidae
Gene: SYT13
Product: synaptotagmin 13
Exons: 6
Coding region: 33-1307 (424 amino acids)
Biological process (GO): regulation of calcium ion-dependent exocytosis; regulation of dopamine secretion; calcium-ion regulated exocytosis
Molecular function (GO): clathrin binding; syntaxin binding; calcium ion binding
Source: RefSeq, a predicted model, not a curated record
CCGCCCGCCCGCCCGGACACCGGCCCGGCACCAUGGUCCUGUCCGUCCCCGUCAUCGCCCUGGGCGCCACCCUGGGCACCGCCACCAGCAUCCUCGCCCUCUGCGGCUUCACCUGCCUGUGCAGGCACAUGCACCCCAAGAAGGGGGUCUUGGCAAAGGAGCAAGACGACGCGGAGAAGGCCAGGUCCAGCGUGCUCCGGCCCGUCCGGCAGUUCAAUGUUAAAAAAUCGACAGAACCUGUGCAGCCUCGGGCCCUCCUGAAGUUCCCUGAUAUCUAUGGGCCAAAACCAGCGGUAACCGCUCCAGAGGUCAUCAACUACACAGAUUACAGCCUGAGAGCUGCCGAGGAGGCCACGCCUGUCAGCGCCCCAGCCCUGAACGAUAGCCGGCUCAAGAGGCAGGUCACAGAGGAGCUGUUCAUCCUUCCUCAGAAUGGUGUGGUGGAGGACGUGUGCGUCAUUGAGACGUGGAACCCCGAGAAAGCGGCCAGCUGGAACCAGGCACCUAAGCUCCAAUACACCCUGAACUACGACGGACAGAAGGCCAAGCUUUCUGUGUCUCUCCUGGAAGCCGUGACCGGGGACCAGGACGCGGGGUGCGACUGCUACAUCCAGGGGUGCGUGACGAGCAAGACGGGCACCACCGAGGCCCAGACGGUGUUGAAGAAGAGGUUGCCGCGCACGGCCUGGGAGGAAGCGCUUGCGUUCCCCCUGGCCGAGGAGGAACUCGCUGCCGCCUCCCUGACCUUGACCCUGAGGAACUGCGACAGGUUCUCCCGGCACAGCGUGGCAGGGGAAAUGAAGCUCAGCCUGGCCGGCCCGGGGGUGUCCUGGGGAGUUGCCCAGUGCGGAGAGCUGAAGACCUCUGAGAAGGAGCUGGCAGCUGGAACUGGUGAAGUUCUGCUGUCUAUCAGCUACCUCCCGGCAGCCAACCGCCUCCUUGUGGUGUUGAUAAAAGCCAAGAAUCUGCACUCCAACCAGUCAAAAGAUCUCCUGGGGAAAGAUGUGUCAGUCAAGGUGACCCUGAAGCACCAGGCCUUGAAGCUGAAGAAGAAGCAGACAAAACGGGCCAAGCAUAAGAUCAAUCCGGUGUGGAACGAGAUGAUCAUGUUCGAGGUGCCCCAGGACCUGCUGCGGGCCUCCAGCGUGGAGCUGGAGAUGCUCGGUCAGGACGAGGCCGGGCAGACCCUCGUGCUGGGCCGCUGCAGCCUGGGUCUCCACGCUUCGGGCUCCAUGCUCAGCCACUGGGAGGAGAUGCUGAAGAACCCCCGCAGGCAGAUCGCCAUGUGGCACCCGCUCCACCCCUAGACCAGGGGCUGAGGAGCUGCUGCCACCGUCGCCAUUGGGUAUUAGAAAGAAACCUUUCCCCUCCCCCGACUGCCUUCCCCGUCCCUCCCUCCCCUUGUCCUUCCCCCGACAACCUCCCCGUCCCUCCCCCAACCAUCCUCCAGCUCAUUCCUUGAUCUGAGAUUUGAAAGACCGUGGUAGAUUCUGGGGUACUUACAUUCAGCAAUACAAAGCCUCCACUCUCACCCCAUUCACUGCUUUCCACUGUCACUGCCACACGGAGAGGUUAUUCAGGAAGGUGUUGUGGAUAAGUCACCGUGUAGAGAUUUAGCCGGAGACAUCACCUCCUCCUUCUGCCUUGUUGCCCUCCAUGG